AUGGCAACCCCAACAUCGAAACAAGGGGCGCCCGUUGCGUCCAGGUCAUCUGUGCGUGCCCAAAAGUCGCCUCACGAGAUCGAGCCUAUCGUUGCCUUCUACAUCUUCGCUGCCGCCAAUGUUUUAGCUGCCUUUUUCGCACCAAUUCAAGACUGCGAUGAAGUCUUCAACUACUGGGAGCCUACGCACUAUCUGAACCAUGACUACGGAUUGCAGACGUGGGAGUACUCUCCUGAGUAUGCUAUCCGCAGUUGGACAUACGCUGGCAUACAUGCGGUCAUCAUCAAGUUCGGUAUGAUGCCCCUUCGAUUCUUUGGGUUUGCACGGACAAGGACUGCAGAGUUCUACUUUCUACGCACCUUCCUGGCAGUCAUUUGUUCCAUAUGCCAGACGCGCCUCUAUUCUGUGGCUGCAAAGACUUUCAACCCGCGCGUCGCACUAUUCUUCAUAUUCGCAAUGGUUUCUAGCCCAGGCAUGUACCAUGCUGCACCAGCAUAUUUGCCCUCAAGCUUUGCUAUGUAUAUGACGAUGCUGGGCUUUUCCGCGUUCAUGGACUGGAGUGGCGGUAUUAGAACCGCCCAAGGAUUGAUGUGGUUCGGCAUAGCAACAGUAUUGGGAUGGCCCUUCGCCGGAGCUCUCGUGCUUCCCUUCGUCGCGGAAGAGGUGUUCCUGGCAAUCAUUACUGGCCAGGGAACGGAGUGCGUCACAAGGCUCGCUGACGGCUUCACUCGAUCGCUUGUGAUUUUGGCAGUGCAAAUGGCCAUCGAGACUUUCUUCUACAAGACAGUCACUUGUGUACCGUGGAAUAUCGUUAUGUACAAUGUGUUCAGCGGGGGAAGCAGAGGCCCUGACAUCUAUGGUGUUGAGCCAUGGCACUUCUAUGUCCGCAAUCUGGCCCUGAACUUCAACAUAUGGUUCUUCUUGGCGCUUGCAGCACUACCUUUGCUCCUCGUUCAGCAUCUUCUGCUACAAAAAUCGGUCUCCAAGCAAACGUUGUUGCGUAGCGUCGUCUUCGUCAGCCCCUUCUAUCUUUGGCUCGGCAUUUUCACACUUCAGCCUCACAAAGAGGAGCGCUUCAUGUAUCCCGCAUACCCUGCCCUGGCACUAAAUGCUGCCAUCGCACUACACGUCUUGCUUGCGAAUUUAGGGUCGACCGAUCCUACCCGUCUGGUCAGCAAAAUCCCACCACAGGUAAAGCUCGCUAUGGUUAGUAUUCCACUGUUGCUUGCCUUCGAUGUGGGCGUUCUUCGAACUAUCGGCACUCUUACGGCAUACCCGGCACCCUUGAAGAUAUACAAGCCUCUCCACCAAGCUGGAGUCAGUAAACCUGGAGAUAACGUGUGUCUUGGCAAGGAGUGGUACCGAUUUCCCUCGUCAUACCUGCUACCCGAUCGUGUUCGGCCCAAGUUCAUCAAAAGCGAAUUCUCAGGACUGCUACCGGGUGAAUUCAGCGAAGCAAAUGCAGGCGGGUUUGGUUUGUAUCCUGGCACAUGGCUCAUACCUUCUGGUAUGAACGAUGAGAACAUCGAGGACCCAGCCAAAUACACAAGUAUCGAACAUUGCAAAUUUCUCGUGGACUCUAGCCUUCCAGGCGUGGCGCCAACAUCCCUCGAACCGGACUACAUCGCAGAUACAGAGCACUGGGACAUGUUGAAGUGCGAACCGUUCCUCGAUGUCUCACGAACACACUUUGUAGGCCGCUUGUUAUGGGUACCAGAUCUUCCGUUUGUGCCGGAGCAAUACCGCCGUAAGUGGGGGCAGUACUGUCUGUUGCAACGUGGGGUAGUGCGGUCCCCGUUCUGUCCAGAUAAACAGGCAUUGACGACGACUGGGGCGUUCCCACAGAUUAUGGGGUCAAUCAAGAACGUUAUCGCCAUGUACAAAUACACGAAGCCAUGCAAGAUAAUCAGAAUUAUGUCAUGCGGUACUAACGUACGCUACAGGUUCAAGAAUUCGGAGAUGUCUGUAUUAUUGAGGCGAAGUCAGACGCAUAUGGGGCGACUUACGGAGGGUUUCCAACACCAGUGCCAUACAACUCUCGCAAGCGUCCAAACAACACUGCAAAAUCAAACUAUUCGGCCGAAGCUGACCCUGUAUGCUGGACUUGCCAUUUUGACAAUUGUCUGGUUCGGUGUUACACUCGCAGUCCGACUGCGUACCCAAAGGCGCCAACUUGACACACCCCCAAGGACCCCCGAUCUUGAGAAACGCUCACCAUUCAAAGCAGCAGAACGAAGUCCCGGAGCAUGGCCUCCAUCUUCCUUCCGGCGUCCAGUAGCCACGCCCUAUCCUUCCUGGUCUCUGGAUUCAACCAAACCGCUCCCUUACCGCCCAUUCCGCUACGGCCCUAAAUACAACGUAACUAUGGGUCUCCGCACCAUGCAAUGGGACGACUGGAUUGAGCUUGAUAAUGAGUACCUCAAGUACCACUCCCUGAAAGCCACACGGAUUGCCGAGCGCGGAGAGAAGUGCUGCAAAACAGCGCCUGAGGCAUGGGAUGCAGCACUCGAGCUACUCGAAGAGCUUUGCGCGUACCUUCCCGAGAGAUACCCAACGCUGUUCGAGCGACUAGACGGCAAAGGAGAGGGCGUGAAGAAUCUAGCCACAGGCGAGACAAUCAACAUCCAGGAGCGACUCGAAGUCGACAAGGAAGACCCCAUGCAAAUCUGCGCCCGUCUCAUCCAGGACGACCUAGCCAUCAUGAUCGAGCGCCCAGACGGCCAGUACUACCUCCUCGCAGGCACCAUCCUGCUCGCAGGCUUCUGGCGCCUGGAAGACAAAUUCGGCAUGCCGCUGUCCGAGAUCCACACCUCGGGCGACGUGCCCCAGUACAAGGAGAAACUGGAGCGCGGCAUGCUGAACAUGUUCAAGCGCCUGCAGCCCGAGAAACCGGUGCUGAGGAAUAAUUACUUCAUCCAGGUCGACGACAAUCUCGCGUGGAGUGCAAGUCUGGGCAGCGAGGACGCCGAGGGGAUUAAUUGGGCGAGUGCGGGUAAGGUUCAGGGAGUGGAACAUGUGCACUUUCGCAGUGAGAGACAGAGCUUGAGAAGCAGACUCCCACGCUCGGGCGGUAUCGUGUUCACGAUUCGGACGUACUUUCAUCCAAUCGCGGACAUCUGCCAGGAGCCGUAUGUCCCGGGCAGACUGGCCAGUGCGAUGCGGAGCUGGGGUGAUGAUGUUAGUCACUACAAGGGCAAGGCGCAGUAUGCAGAUGCAGUGUUGGGGUAUCUCGAUGCAAUGCACCAGAAGCAAGUAGAAGCUGGUUUGGACCUAGAGAAGGAGGACGAGGUCCGAGCAUACCCUUACUGA
Messenger RNA from Boeremia exigua, 3309 nucleotides. RefSeq names its product Alg9-like mannosyltransferase family-domain-containing protein. The coding region runs from base 1 to 3309 and encodes 1102 amino acids. The record is from RefSeq and is a predicted model, not a curated record. The transcript has 8 exons. Gene Ontology annotation, cellular component: endoplasmic reticulum membrane. Lineage: Eukaryota; Fungi; Ascomycota; Dothideomycetes; Pleosporales; Didymellaceae. Gene Ontology annotation, molecular function: alpha-1,2-mannosyltransferase activity. Gene Ontology annotation, biological process: protein N-linked glycosylation.